This is a messenger RNA of Conger conger (European conger), 4790 nucleotides long. Its product is annotated as segment polarity protein dishevelled homolog DVL-1-like. Gene Ontology annotation, cellular component: cytosol. Bases 230 to 2401 code for a protein of 723 amino acids. NCBI's taxonomy places the organism in Eukaryota, Metazoa, Chordata, Actinopteri, Anguilliformes, Congridae. The record is from RefSeq and is a predicted model, not a curated record. Gene Ontology annotation, biological process: canonical Wnt signaling pathway; intracellular signal transduction. Gene Ontology annotation, molecular function: frizzled binding. The transcript has 15 exons.
CACUGUUUAGACACAGCAACGGAGGCACUCGAUGUUUCUCUGCCUGUGUUGCCAAAGACGAGCUAUUUAUUUCGUUAGGGUGUAGCAUAGUCUACAGAUAUAUUUAUUUGCCAAUGCUGUCGAUAGCCACCGUCAUGAUUUGCAUUCGACGGGCUAGCUAGCUAUGGUUUCCAUUGUACAGCCACUGUUCGUUACCCGCUGAUCCAAUGAUUGUUUUAUCGACAUACUCAUGGCGGAGACGAAGGUAAUAUAUCAUAUAGAUGAGGAGGAAACUCCUUAUUUAGUGAAAUUGGCAGUUCCUCCGGAGAAAGUGACUUUAGCAGAUUUCAAAAAUGUCCUCAACAAUCGUCCGGUCAACAACUACAAAUUCUUCUUUAAAUCUAUGGACCAGGAUUUUGGUGUUGUUAAAGAGGAGAUCUCUGAUGACAACACCAGGCUGCCCUGCUUCAACGGGAGAGUGGUGUCAUGGCUGGUCCUGGCGGAGGGCUCUCAGUCUGACGGGGGGUCCCAGUGUGCAGAGAGCCACGCAGAGCUGCCCCCCCCUCUGGAGAGAACCGGGGGCAUCGGGGACUCCAGACCCCCCUCCUUCCAUGCCAACGCCCUGAGCAGCCGGGAUGGUCUGGACACAGAGACGGGCACCGAGUCUCUGCUCAGCCACCGGAGAGAGAGGGAACGAGAGCGAGCGAGGAGGAGGGGGCGGGAGACAGAGUUCCCGCGGGUUAACGGACACUCCAAAGCGGAGCGUGUGACGCGGGCCAUGGGCUACGACAGCGCCUCCCUGAUGAGCAGCGAGCUGGACUCCAGCUCCUUCAUCGACAGCGAGGAGGACGAGGACACCAGCAGGCUCAGCAGCUCCACUGAUCAGAGCUCCUCCUCCCAGCUGAUGCGACGGCACAAACGCCGUAGGCGGAGACACAAAGUGCCCAAAAUCGAGCGGUCAUCUUCCUUCAGCAGCAUCACUGACUCCACCAUGAGCCUGAACAUCAUUACUGUCACUCUGAACAUGGAGAAGUACAACUUCCUGGGCAUCAGCAUCGUGGGCCAGAGCAACGACCGGGGCGACGGUGGCAUCUACAUCGGGUCCAUCAUGAAGGGAGGGGCCGUGGCAGCCGACGCCCGCAUCGAACCGGGAGACAUGCUGCUACAGGUGAACGACGUGAACUUCGAGAACAUGAGCAACGAUGAUGCAGUGAGGAUCCUCAGGGAGAUCGUCUCUAAAACUGGCCCCAUCAGUCUGACCGUGGCCAAGUGCUGGGACCCCUCCCCCCGUAGCUACUUCACCAUCCCCCGGGCCGAACCCGUGCGACCGAUCGACCCCGCAGCCUGGAUCUCCCACACCUCCGCGCUGACCGCCUCCUACCCUCACUACGAGUUUGACGACCUGCCGCUGUCGGUGAGUAAGACGGACAUGGCGACCAUCGUCAAGGUGAUGCAGCUGGCCGACUCGGGCCUGGAGAUCCGGGACCGCAUGUGGCUGAAGAUCACCAUCGCCAACGCCGUCAUCGGUGCGGACGUGGUGGACUGGCUGUACGCGCGGGUGGAGGGCUUUAAGGACCGGAGAGACGCACGGAAGUACUCCAGCAGCCUGCUGAAGCACGGCUACCUGAGACACACCGUCAACAAGAUCACCUUCUCCGAGCAGUGCUACUACACCUUCGGAGACCUGUGCCAAAACAUGGCGUCUCUGAACCUGAACGAGAGCUCCAGCGUGGGCGGCUCCGAGCUGGACGCCCUGGCACCCCUCCCCCCUCCCCCCACCAACCCCUGGCCAAUGGGGGGCCAGCCUUUCCCCUACCCCCCCUACCUGCCCUCCGGAUUCCCGCCCGGGUACUCCGACCCCUGUCACAGCUUCCACAGCGGCAGUGCCGGCAGUCCCCACAGUGAUGGAACCAGAAGCAGCGGUUCGAACCCCGGCACAGUGAAAGGGCGUCGCCCCUCCCCCAAGGAGAAGGACCGCAAGUCGACUGGCAGCGGGGGCAGCGAAUCGGAGCCCGCCCCGCGGGGUGGGAGGCGGGCCGAACGAUCCUCCAGCCAGCUGAGCCACCACAGCCACGCCCACUCCGCCCACGGCCGCGCCCACUCCGGCCACGGCCGCGCCCACUCCGCCCACGGCCACGCCCCGUUCCCCUACGGCCACGCCCAGUUCUCUCCGCCCGCCCCCCUCUCCUGCGAUCCCAGCGAACGGAGCCACGCCUCCUCCUACGGCCCCCCAGGCCUGCCCCCCCCCUACAGCCUGGCCCGACUGGCCCCCAAAGUGCCCCUGAGCAGCAGCGGCGGCGGCCCCCCCGGGGCCCCCCCCACGCGGGACCUGGGGCUCGCCCCCCCCGAGCUGACGGGCAGCCGCCAGUCCUUCCAGCACGCCAUGGGCAACCCCUGCGAGUUCUUCGUGGACAUCAUGUGAUUGGCUGGGGGAGGGGUCAGGUGACGCAAGCUCGCUUUUUUUGGGGGCGUGUACUGUGAACGUACGCCCCGAAGCCGCGCCUCCUCCAGCCUUCUGGGGCGAUGACAUCACCUCCGUUCCUUUUUCGACAAAAGCCGAUUUUUUUUUUUUUUUUUUUUUUUUGCAAGGCAUGCUGGGAUAGCUGGUGACAAGAGACAAGCCAGCGAAGCACUCUGAAGGGACUGGGAAUGCUGACGCUUCUAUCCAAAGUGACUUACAGUUGAUUAGACUAAGCAGGGGACAAUCCCCCUCUGGAGCAGUGUGGGGUUAAGGGCCUUGCUCAAGGGCCCGACGGCUGUGCGGAUCUUAUCACCACCAACCUUCCAGGUCCCAGUCGUGUACCUUAGCCGCUAGGCUACAGGCUGCCCCAUGGCGCAGUAACCAAUCAGAUUAAAGAUGAAUUGUCCCCCCCUGUAGUACCUCCACGAGCAGCUGAAUGCUGGUUCUGUUCCCUGUGGGUGUCACACUGGACUGGACCCACCCCCCCUCUGAGUCUGGAUCUCAAUCCUCCAGACUCCCAGCGCCAGGAAGCAGGACGCAGGAGGACCCCCACCCACGAGUGAACUCCAUUUCCCACAAUCCUCCUCUCGAUCACAGGGUAAAUCAACUGUCUCUGGGUGAUGUUGGGGAGUCCCUAUUCAAGCACACUAACCUUACAAACAACAAAAUUACCAUUUACCUGUCAGAAGUUAAAAGAAACACCCCCUUAGCUUAUGUUAGUGAUAAGACUGUGUGUGUGUGUGUGUGUGUGUGUGUGUGUGUUUGGUUGGCAGUUUUUUUUUUUUGUUUUUUUUUUUUGCAGAAAACCCCAAUAUUCUGAUCCUCAUUAAAACUUCUUACAACUGGACUAUAACAAAAAUGUACCCAAUCACGUGACGAUGUAAGGUGAUCGUGCAAAACAGGGGGAGAGAGAGACAGUCACAGCAUUUCCAGGUGUUGCAGCUAAGCCGCGUCCACACCUGCCAGCCAGACACUAGCACAACGUCACCUCCGGAAAAAACCAGCAGCACCUUCCAACAACACCGACUUCGGGGGGGAAAAAAAACCUUUCCGCUAUAAACUAACAAAGUGUUCAUUUUAAUUCCCCAAACUGACGUUCUAACUGGAAUUCUGCCUUUGCGCAAAAUGGCUGCUUUUACCGUAAUCUACGGUUGCGUUCUCUUAACGGCGAACUGACUCCCGUAUCCACGACGACCGUGAUUUUUGACUCAAAUUGGGAUUUUUGACUCAAGUCAUCGUGCUUGUCUGGACUGUGAAAUGUAAAGAGAAACCAAGGAAGUGUGUCAACCAAAGGCUCCUGCGAAAAGAGUUUUAACGUCGGGGUGACCACUGGGCAACUUGCCCAGAUAAGCACAGCGAACGCUUUCUGGACCGUUCAGAGACGUUCCUGUAAUCGCCCUCUUUUAUACACAGCAGAGACUGUGCACAACACCAACCCCGGUCCUGGAGAGCUACUGGGUCUGCUGGUUUUUGUUUUCGCCUUAAAAGCAGCACCCUGUUGAGACCCAGGUAACCAGGUGAGAUGACUUAGCUGUGUAAUCAUCUGCUCUAAUUGAUUAAUUAAGUGCAGAGUAACAGCGAAAACCAGCAGGCUCAGUAGCUCUCCAGGACCAGGGUUGGUGACCUCUGGUGUACAACAAUAGUCCCUGAUGGCCAUAGGUCUAAAAGUCCAACGGUCAGAAAGUAAAAGUCCCGCCAUGCAUUUCUUCCGCCCAUGAACUCAGCCAGCUGAUUUCUCUCGCUAAGUGACUCCAUCUCCUGGCUGUAAAAUCGUGCUGAUUGGGGAAACCCAGGUGAUUCGAGCAAAAAUACUGAGGAGGACCUUUACUCUCUGAAGCUGGAUUCUCCGGCUCUGGUGUUGCUCUAGAGAUUGGUCGGGGUGUCUCUGGCUCUGUGUCCACCGACAGCACUUCACAUGCCCGUCAUUCUUCACAUUUAAAUGUGUCCUUUUUCCCCCCCAAAGCAUUAUGGCAAUCCUGUAAUCACGCGUUUAAGCACUUUUUAAAUGUCUUUCGUCUGACCCUUUAGUAUUAAACACUGUUUGCAAUCUGCAUUCUGCAUUCUUUUUGAAGAUUAUCAAAUUGUACAGGAAAAAAUAUAUAUUAUAUAUAUAUGAAAAGUAAUUGUAUAUGUAUAAAGACCAGGACUGGCAGUUUUUCUAAGCCGACACAUUGUAUAAACUGAUACGAUGGAAGUGGUGUUCCGAUAUUGGUGAAUUUGAUUUUUCUUUUUUUUUUUUUUAUAAUUUUCUCCCUAAUAAUUUUAAUAUUUUUGUUUCUGUUGAUGAAAUCUGUUAUGCAGUCAAUUGUUUUUAUUCUUUAUUCAAAGAAUAAAAGAACAAUAAAAGUUG